AUGGCGAUAUGUUCAAUAUUGGUAAUGAUGUUGACACAUUUAACUGGAUUUAUCUUGAGUUUAGAGUGUGGUAACCAAUGGUUCAUGAUGGUCGACUGUCCAAAUUUCUUCCCGGGAUAUAAUACAAGUUUUGUAAACAUGACUGUUAAUACUAUUUACAACUGUGUUCUUCAAGCUGAAAAAGAAUCCACUGCCAAGUCAUUGGUAUUUCACAAAGAUUCUCAAACUGGUCAGAAAACUUGCUAUUUAUAUGAAGAGAUUGCAUCAAGUUGUGAAGGCUCCGUGGAAGUGGAUUUUGGAGUAAAUAAAUAUUUAUUUAAGCCAUAUAAAUGUGAGAACGGAGGAAGUCUAACUGAAGAUAAAUUAAGUUGUGACUGCAUAGCUGGAUAUUUUGGAAUAUCUUGUACAGAAUUGGCAACAGAUUGUCAGGAUUUAAACAACAGAGGGAUACGAGAUCGUGGUUUAUAUUCUGUCAAUCUUCUACCAAACAAGCCACCAAUAAACUUGACUUGUUUUGGGGGAAGAACUGUUGUUAUGCACCAACACAUAAAUAAGGAUGUUAACUUCACUUUUAAACGUUCUUGGGCUGAAUACCGAGAUGGCUUCUAUGGUGAAGAAAAUUUUUGGUUGGGUCUUGAACUCAUGCAUAUUUUAACUACACAAAAAUCUCAAAAUAAGUUGGAUGUUAGUGCCAGAAUUGUCAAUCCUGGCGAAGAACAGGAAGAAUAUUUAAAAACAACUUUCACCGGUUUUAAGGUAGAUGGGGAGAAUACAGAGUUUUUAAUGGGGUAUUCUGGAACACGAUAUGUUGGUAACUAUUUGGGUGAACUGUUAAGAACUCUUAACAAUUCACGAUUUAGUACCUAUGACCGUGAUAAUGACCAAAUGGCAAUAAAUUGUGCGAUGAAGUACGGUGGAGGAUGGUGGUAUAACAACGCUGGUACAUUUACAAGGGAUUUUACACCAAAUGAAUUCCAAUUCGAAUGUGCCCCUGCUAACCCUACAGGUUAUUUUUGGAAUCAAUGUGAAGGUUGUACCAGUGAAGUAAAGGAUAUAUCCACUGGAUCAGUUUUUAAUGGCACUGUUCGAAUGGUUGAUUUAGUAUUAUCUGAUUGA
Messenger RNA from Lottia gigantea (owl limpet), 1116 nucleotides. RefSeq lists its product as hypothetical. Lineage: Eukaryota; Metazoa; Mollusca; Gastropoda; Lottiidae. The transcript has 3 exons. The coding region runs from base 1 to 1116 and encodes 371 amino acids. The record is from RefSeq and is a predicted model, not a curated record.